AUGCUUUUCUUACUGUGUUUAAUCACAUUAUCUUAUGCACUUGACAUUAAAGGAAAGGUUUCUAUGAUUGGUAAACCAAAACUAAUCACUGAUGAUUUUGUUGAUGUUUCUAUUGUUAUUUUGUCCUCUAAACAAAGAAUUGUUGUUCCACGAUAUAAAAAUGGGACAUUUAAUAUAAAGGGAUUAGAAGAUGGAAAAUAUCGAAUUUAUGUUGAAGGACCUCAAUUAUUAGAAAAUGGUGAAGCUGUCGAAAUUGUGAAUCAAACAAUUAUAUCAAGAAAAUAUGAUAAAUACCAUAACUCAUUAAAUCUUGUUGGUCAUCCAAUAGAUUUUACAGAAGUAAAAGAUUCAUUUGAUUAUUGGUCACUAAUUAAGAAUCCAAUGAUUAUUAUGGCUUUAGUUUCUUUAGGAUUAAUUGGAUUUUCAAAAUUAAGUAUGUCAGCAAUUGAUGAAGAAGAAAGUAGAAUGUUAAAACAUCCUGAUAUCAUUCUUCCAAAUGGUCAACGUGUAGAUCCAACAACACUUGUUCCAAAAUUUAUUAAAAGUUAA
Entamoeba dispar SAW760 is the source of this 549-nucleotide messenger RNA. RefSeq lists its product as uncharacterized. Gene Ontology annotation, cellular component: EMC complex. The record is from RefSeq and is a predicted model, not a curated record. Lineage: Eukaryota; Evosea; Mastigamoebida; Endamoebidae. The coding region runs from base 1 to 549 and encodes 182 amino acids. The transcript is spliced from 3 exons.